GCGUGCGCAAAAUUGCGGGACUUAGAGAGCAACUGAAGGCGUGCACUAACCUUGUUGAGACCAUAAUCGAUACGAGGGUUCCUCUGGGGGGGAACUAUUAGCCCAUUGAAACUAUUACGAGAUGCCGCUUGCAUAAAUGUUAUGGACUUGCGUUGGAACAAAUUAAAACACAUUAUUGAACGGGUUGCAACGGAGCCAACGAUAUCCUCUGUAUACCAACAAAAACACCCAGGCGUGCCUUCUGUUUUUAAGGUGGAUAUGUUUUGCUAGCAGCUAGCUUACAUUGGGGCAUUGUGUCUUUGUAAACACUGCGUCAGUUGUGUAAGCUAGCUAGCUACCAAAACAAAAAAAACAUGGGACUCGCAUAUUGUUAAAAGGAGGCUGACUCCUUUCCAUUCUUUACCUAAACAUGAGAGAAGAAAGUCGUUCUUUCUUAAGAAGGCAGUUCAUGGCAAUUGAAAGACGGGGUGAACUUUCCUGCUGCCCCGACUUCACGGAGGAGAAAGGGACUUCCGAGAGAGGAGAUAUGCGACCGUGCAACGCUUGUAAUUUUACUUCAAAAUAAAACCCCGAGGUUCUGGAGCGAUGGAGACCGUGGGGAAAUUCGAGUUCAGCAGGAAGGACUUGAUAGGACACGGUGCAUUUGCGGUGGUGUUCAAAGGCAGGAAUAGAGAGAAACACGACUGGGAGGUGGCUGUGAAAUGCAUAAAUAAGAAAAACUUGGCAAAAUCUCAGACCCUUUUGGGAAAAGAGAUCAAGAUACUCAAGGAACUAAAACAUGAGAACAUUGUUGCAUUACAUGACUUUCAGGAAACGGCCAGUUCUGUGUACCUGGUCAUGGAGUACUGCAAUGGUGGGGACCUGGCGGACUAUCUGCACUCCAAGGGCACCCUGAGUGAGGACACCAUCCGGGUGUUUCUGCAGCAGAUAGCUGGAGCCAUGAGGGUGCUGCAAGUCAAGGAUAUCAUCCACCGAGACCUCAAACCCCAGAACAUCCUGCUCUCCUACCACACAGGACGCAAGUCCCACUCCACCAACACCUGCAUCAAGAUAGCUGACUUUGGGUUUGCCCGCUACCUUCAGAACAACAUGAUGGCUGCCACUCUGUGUGGGUCCCCUAUGUACAUGGCACCUGAAGUCAUCAUGUCUCAGAACUAUGAUGCCAAGGCUGACCUGUGGAGCAUCGGUACCAUUUUGUUCCAGUGUCUGACUGGGAAAGCCCCGUUUCAGGCUAGCAGUCCCCAGGACCUCCGGCUGUUUUAUGAGAAAAACAAGAACCUCAGCCCCAACAUCCCCAGAGAGACCUCCUGUCACCUGAGGAAUCUGCUGCUGGGUCUUCUGCAGCGCAACCACAAGGACCGCAUGGACUUCGAGGAGUUCUUCUGUCACCCCUUCCUAGAGACGAGCUCGUCCAUGAAGAAGACUCCUGCUGUGACCAUGACAUGCUUUCCCAGCUCUGCUUCAGCAAGCUCCUGUAGCAGCUCUUCCAACUCACAUUUAGCCUCCCCACCGCAGUCUCUGGCUGAGGUCCAGCAGCUCCGCGCCAAGACCCUUGCCUCCCCUACCGAGGAUGCCCCUGGCCUUCUCCUCAAGGACUCGUCUGGAGGUGGCUGCAGCAGCAAGAACUCCUCUUGUGACACAGACGACUUUGUAAUGGUGCCCGUCCACUUUCCCACAGGUGAGCUCACCUGUGACGGGCCUACUGGGAAGGUGUUCCACGACAGUCUGAUGAACAGCGGCUCUCUAUUGGCCUCUGGUGGCCUGGGCAGUCAGGGCAAGACCCCACCCCACUCCCCCUCCUACAGUGGCUCCCGCAGUCCCAUCAGUCGGCCAAGUGAGUUCUCUGGCAGUAACUGUGGUAACUAUGGCAACUACGGUCAGUCGGUGCCCAUUCCCGUUCCCACUCAGGUCCCCAACUACCAGCGCAUGGAGCAGAACCUUCAUUCCCUCAGCCAUGAUGGCUCCCCACAGCUGUGUACGCUGGUGCGCGGCUGCAGCAGCAAUAGUUCACUGGGAUUCGGAAGGACUGGCCCAUCGCCGCCUUACCCAGGAGGCCACGGGACCUUAGCUGGCCCCUGCAGGCUGUUUGUAGGAGGGGCCAGACCCUUCCAGCUUCCUCAUCAAGCUCUCCAAUUCCCCGACACACGGCCUCCCCCUCAGCAGCAAGGCCUGGGCACCCGGCUCCACAGCGCCCCCUGUCUCCUGGAGGCCACGAGUGGUGGCGGCAGGCAGAAGAUCAGGAAGCAGCACUCUGACCCUGUGGUGGCCAACCUGCAGGCAGGCAUGAUGGCUAUGCGGCCCCUGCACUCCUCCCCCAGGCUGAGUGAACUCAUGCAGCGCAGCCCCCUCCCCACCAUCCUGGGAUCCCCCUCUAGAGCCAUACCACCCUUUGAGUUCCCCAAACCUCCCAACUCCCCCAACCUGGUGACUUUCUUGGCCCAGCAGGGUCUGGUUCUGGCCCCGCCCGGCAGCAAGGCUGCCUCAAACCACAGGUACCCAGGACAGCCUCCUACUGUCCAGCUUGGGCAAUACAGCCAGAGGACUACAGAAGACAACAAAAGCUUCGGCAGGUCUCAGAGUGCAGGUCGUCUGUCUGACAUGCUGCUGAUGGCUGCAUUUGGAGGACCGCUGGGGGAGCACGGCAGCAGUGAGAACCUCAGCUCAAACAGAGACAUCACAGCACCCUCUGGUGGUGGAGCCAUGGCAGCAGGCUCAGCCCUCCCAGCUCAGGUGGUGUUCACUGUGGGCUCCCCACCCAGCGGCAGCAUCCCUCCACAGCCCUCCAAAACCAGACAGUUCUCAGCAGGCUCCUCCAGCUCCAUAAGCCCAGUGGGUUCUUUUACCAGCCGAUUUCAGACAGGCACCUAUCUGGACGGCUUUGAGGGUCCUUCCAGACCAUGCUACAGCUUCACAGACCCAAUUACGGCCAACAUGGGGGGACCUGUUAGCUUCCUGGCCCCUGAGCUGCCAGAGGAGACACUGAUGGAGCAGGAGCACACAGACACCCUGAGGAGCCUGCGCUUCACCCUGGACUUUGCCCGCUGUCUGAUGGAGGUGGCAGGGGUCAGGGGGGCUGGGGCGAAGCACGGGGACACCUCUCCGCCCUCUCUCCUGCAGCAGCAAAGCCUAGUGGCUGACCAGAUCAGCUCCCUCAGCCGGGAGUGGAGCUAUGCGGAGCAGCUGGUGUUGUACAUGAAGACUGCAGAACUUCUGUCGUCUGCCUUGCACACAGCCAUGGAGCGCGUCAAACAGGGAAAACUGUACCCCUCUGCUACUGUCAAACAAGUGGUCAAGAGGCUGAACGAGCUGUACAAGUCCAGCGUGUCGUCCUGCCUCUCCCUCAACACGCGGCUGGCACAUUUCUUCUCCCGCAAGCACCGUCUCAUGGACCACGUCAAUACCAUCACCGCCGAGAGGCUGCUGUUUAGCCACACUGUUCAGAUGGUGCAGGCUGCUGCUCUGGAUGAGAUGUUCCACCAGGGAGAGGCGUCGGUGCUGCGCUACCACAAGGCCCUGCUGCUGAUGGAGGGCCUGUCCUUGCUCCUUACCGAGCAAAACGACAUCCUCAGCGUCAGCAAGUGUAAGGAAUGCAUUGAGCGUCGCCUCACAGCUCUACAGUCAGGGCUAUGUGUUUGAGGACUCAGCUCAGCACCCUUGAUGCUGCUAUGCUAUGAUGUCACUCAUUCUGGACCGGCACCACCAUGCCCAUUCAACCUCCCAACCAACUCUGUAUCUUUCCCCCACCCUCUAGUUUCCAUGGAGAUGUCAGCCGGUGGGGGGUAUGUGUGUUAAGAAGGGCCUAUAGUCUGGACAGGGUAGACUCUGGACUGGUGGUUUCUGUGUCUGCCCCACCACCAAGCACUCUUAGGUGAACUGAUGUUGGAGAUGAAGGGCUUGUGGGGGGGCAACUACACACUCCUCUGUGUGUCAGACAGGACCCCACUAAACGGACUGACUCUCUGCAGAGCCACACACACACACAGCCCCUUACCGUCUGGAACGAUACCCUGACCAAUCACAGUCAAGCUGUCUGCAGGACGAUGCUACUGCAGUCACAGUCUCGCUCCAUUUAAUCCUGUCAGUAAUUCAGCGCAAAGCAAUCACAAAUGAAACUUCACUCCUAAGACAUGAAGUCUUACUAAAUAAGAAGCCACUCAGUGUAAAAAUAUAAUAUAGAUCUUUUUUUGGUGUGUUUUUCAGGGAAACCACAAGAGUUUAAGAACGUUAUCCCAAUUGCAUGGCCUGUCACAGCCCACUGGCCUGUUUGUGUACAUUCUGAGUUGUAUGUAGAAAAUAAGUCAUUUUAAGUUAUGGACCUUACCUGUGAUAGAUAGAACAAUAUAUAGGUGCUGUUACAGAAGUGUUUUACCUUAUUUAUCCCUGUCUGACACUUUAUUGAUGCUUCAUUUGCCAUAUUAAGAAUGAGAAUGUUGCCCAGUAGGUAGAUUGUUGGACCAUAGACAGGAGAAUCUAGAAAGGUUUGCUGUCUGUGCCACUGGGCCUUUGACAGGAUGUUAAAUAUGGACAGGAAAUGGGCCUCGCUGAGCAUUUCCUUUUGACCAGCCAUGUUGGAAGAACAGCUGGAACCACAUACUCCCCAUUCAGCUUUUUAGUCAGAGUGCUUGAGAUGAAUCAUCAUCUUAUUAUUAUUUCCUAAAGUUGUUCUUAACCAGUAAAAAGCCAGGAAUAUCACUUUGUAGACAAAUUAGACAAAGGAAUAUUACCCAAAUUGGAAAAGAAACCAAUUGCCACUGAUCUCUAACCAAAUAGGUGAGAUUUAGUUGAGCUUAAUUUCUUUCAUAUUUUCCCAUUCAAACCUCUUUGUCACAAUCAGUUUCAAUGUAGGUCUGCUUGUAAAACUUGCAGUAGAGUUGCCAGACUGGACUACACCUGUCAAUGACUACUGGUGUUAUUGCACUGUGUUGAGGUUUAUCAGUACUGUACAGAAAGAACAAGGCGGGGGGGGGGGGGGGGGGGGGGGGGUGAGUUAUAAGAUGUACAUGAAACAUAUAUGUUCUGUUUUUCAUGUACAUGCUUGGAGACAAUCUUGUUUUGGGAGUUAUUUCUAUGGUUUUUAUUGUAGUUUUAGGCAGUUUUGUGUUUUGUUUAUUCGUUGUCAGAUGUUGAAGUGUGAUGGUUGUCUUAAUCUUGACAGGGAAAUGUCAUAAGCUAUUAAACUUUGAAAGGUGCCUUUUUGAAGAAGAAGGAAAAAAAUAAGAAAAAUGCUAAAUGUGUAACUGAAAAAAUAUUUUUGUUGUAUUGAGUAGCCAAAAUGAGGACUGAUGCUUGUGUUGAAUUUUGAAAAGCAGUACAGUUUAUUGAAUUGUAGUGGAUCGGUUGUGGAAUUUAUAUUAGAGGUGGGUGGAUAUUUCCCUAACCAUAGCUUGUAUCCUCAGUAAUAACCAAUAGGGGAUGGACAAAAUAUCUCACUGUGCAAUGGACCGGUGGUUAGAGGCAACCUCUACCCACUCGAAGAAGCGUGUGUGUUUUGUGUAUGCAUUUGUGUGAAACUGUUUCAAAGAGUGAAUGAAUGACUUUUAUUUCCUCACUACAGGGAACUAACAGAAACAAGAGCAGGGGAGCAUUUUCCCCUGUGGAGAUUGUCUGAAUAUUCUGGUUUGCCCAUAGAUGCUUUCUUGCCUUUUCACCAGUCAGCAAAAUGUACAACAAGCAUACAGAGUAAAUGUCUAGUUUAUAUCAUACAUCCCAGAUGAAUGAUGUGGUCAAGUCUAGUGACUCAAAAUGUACAACAAGCAUACAGAGUAAAUGUCUAGUUUAUAUUAUACAUCCCAGAUGAAUGAUGUGGUCAAGUCUAGUGACUCAAAAUGUACAACAAGCAUACAGAGUAAAUGUCUAGUUUAUAUUAUACAUCCCAGAUGAAUGAUGUGGUCAAGUCUAGUGACUCAAAUGGCUUUCAUCACCUGAUCAGUUGUUAUAAAAUGGGAAAUGUUCAAUGAGUGGCAGGUAGCAAGGCAAUGGUAGACCUUUUAUUUUAUACGUGUCACUUGUUUAGUUUCUUACGACCAGUAGCCUAGCAGCCAUCCUAAUGUUGUGUAAGAAUCUAAAGCAACCUAUGUCAUGUAAGUCACUCUGAAGAAGAAUGACAACUUCUUGACAACAAGGCGGGUUGAUUGAAAAGGCCCAUGAAGUAAAAGCUUGAUCUGCACUCCAGUGCUUAUGUGACACUAAUGAUACCCACUAUUUCCAUAAUGGAUAUGACUGAAAACAAGGUUUUGCCAACUUAAAGACGUUUGCCGUUUUUCUUUUGGCUUUAUAAAUGCAGUACACCUGAAAGUUUCUUCCACACUGCUGAUUUGAAUAUUGACCAUACUAUCGCAGUAUCACUUGUACAUAAGGAUAGUAAAUGAAGUUAUUUCUCUGAAUGUGUGUAUAUUACAAAGCAUGGACAGAAUUUCCCCACCCAUCCAAAGAAAAGUAUUAGAAAUAGAAACUUUCCCUACUAUCAGUUUUAGACUGUUGUUGGAGCUAUAUCUCUGACUGUACAUUUAAGCCUGUAAAAAGGAGGAAAAAACGACACACUAUUAUUACAAUGUCUGUGUGAACAUUUCUGGUUUGAAAGGCACUGCAGAAAUAAAAUUGUGAAAGGAA
Messenger RNA from Oncorhynchus mykiss (rainbow trout), 6609 nucleotides. RefSeq names its product serine/threonine-protein kinase ULK1. The record is from RefSeq and is a predicted model, not a curated record. Lineage: Eukaryota; Metazoa; Chordata; Actinopteri; Salmoniformes; Salmonidae. Gene Ontology annotation, molecular function: ATP binding; protein serine/threonine kinase activity. Gene Ontology annotation, biological process: reticulophagy; protein autophosphorylation; axon extension. Gene Ontology annotation, cellular component: cytosol; phagophore assembly site membrane; phagophore assembly site.